This is a messenger RNA of Aureobasidium namibiae CBS 147.97, 1764 nucleotides long. RefSeq lists its product as uncharacterized. Gene Ontology annotation, molecular function: purine nucleobase transmembrane transporter activity. The record is from RefSeq and is a predicted model, not a curated record. Gene Ontology annotation, biological process: transmembrane transport. Bases 1 to 1764 code for a protein of 587 amino acids. NCBI's taxonomy places the organism in Eukaryota, Fungi, Ascomycota, Dothideomycetes, Dothideales, Saccotheciaceae. Gene Ontology annotation, cellular component: plasma membrane. The transcript has 3 exons.
AUGGGUUGGGUUCACAAGACCAACCAAACAAUUGCCAAGUCAGCAUUUGGCAGGUACUUCAGACUUGAGGGAUCUGGUCAUCACCGUUCGCGUGAUGGAUCUUUCUUCUUCACCGAGGUUCGCGCCGGUCUCGCUACCUUCUUCGCUAUGGCAUACAUCAUCGCCGUCAACUCCUCUGUAGUUUCAGACACUGGCGGUACCUGUGUUUGUCCUCCUACCAGCCUCGACGCCUGCGCUACCGAUAUCACAUACAACCUUUGCAAGCAAGAGAUCCGUCGUGAUCUGGUCACUGCAACUGCUGCCAUCUCUGCCUUGACCUCCUUCGCCAUGGGCUUGUUCGCGAACCUGCCUCUAGGUCUGGCACCUGGUAUGGGCAUCAAUGCAUACUUCACCUACACCGUUGUUGGCUUCAACGGAACUGGCCUUGUUCCUUACAGGAUUGCCCUAACCGCAGUCUUUGUUGAAGGUCUUCUCUUCGUCGCUCUGACCCUUCUGGGUAUCCGUCAAUGGCUCGCUCGUGCGAUCCCCACUUCGAUCAAGCUGGCUACCGGUGUCGGCAUUGGUCUUUACCUUACGAUCAUUGGAUUCUCAUACAGCGCUGGUGUUGGUCUUAUCACUGGCGCCUCGGCCACACCUCUCGAGAUCGCUGGCUGUUCAUCGCAGUACCUUACUGUGAACGACGGCCUUAUGUGCGAUCCUAGCUACAAGAUGAGAUCACCCACUAUGUGGAUCGGUAUCUUCCUUGGUGGCUUUUUGACCGUCUUCCUUAUGAUGUUCCGUGUCAAGGGCGCAAUCAUUGCCGGCAUCCUGCUCGUUUCAAUCAUCUCCUGGCCUCGUGGCACUGAUGUUACCUACUUCCCCCAUACCGAGUUGGGUGACAGCAGUUUCGACUUCUUCAAGAACGUUGUUACCUUCCGCCCUAUCAAAAACAUUCUCGCCGCUCAGGAGUGGGACGUAAGUUCUCACGGUGGUCAAUUCGGUCUUGCCCUGAUCACCUUCCUCUACGUCGAUAUUCUCGACUGUACUGGUACUCUCUACGCCAUGGCCCGCUUUGCUGGCGUUAUGGACGAGAAGACCCAGGACUUCGAGGGCAGUGCUACCGCCUAUUUGGUUGAUGCCGUUGGUAUCUCGAUCGGUUCUCUCUUCGGAACUUCGCCUGUAACUGCGUUCAUCGAGUCUGGUGCUGGUAUCUCCGAGGGUGGCAAGACUGGUAUUGCAGCCAUGGUCACCGGUGUUUGCUUCUUCAUCUCUAUCUUCUUCGCCCCUAUUUUCGCUUCUAUUCCUCCUUGGGCUACCGGUGGUACGCUUAUCAUCAUUGGCUCUCUGAUGGCCAAAUCCGCUGCCGAUAUUAACUGGAAGUACAUGGGCGAUGCCAUCCCGGCCUUCCUUACCAUUGCCACCAUGCCUUUCACAUACUCAAUUGCCUAUGGUCUGAUUGCUGGUAUUAUGUCCUACAUCCUCAUCAACACCACUGUCUACAUGAUCGAGAAGGUCUCAGGAGGCAAAGUCGUUCCUCAAGACAAGCAAUUCAAGGAGCCAUGGACCUGGAGACUCGACGGCGGACUUUUCCCUCCAUGGGUCGUCCGCGCUGCCAAGGGAAAGAAGGAUUUCUGGAAGCCAUACGAGAUGGUGGAUCACGCCAGCAGUGAGCAUGAGUCUGUCACAGAAGUGCCUAGUUCAGGUGCCGCCAAAGGUCUCGGUCCUGAAGAGGGAAGCAGUGCAAGCAGCAAGAUACUCAAAAGCAGUAAUUUCGAUGCCAUAUAG